CCGGGCUGGGGAGGCUGAGAUGAGACAGAAGGCUCCGGGCUGAGGGAGGCUGAGAUGAGACAGAGUGCUGCUCUGGAGCUUGUUACUGCUGCAAAGAAGGAUAUGACAGGAACUAGGAUUUACAUUGGGCUCCUAUUCCACUGAGGGAAGGGCACACAAGAAGAAGUGUCUACCAAGUUUCCAUUAAUAACCAAAAAAAAUAAGACAUAAAGGAGGAGAAGGUGUCCAACAUGGCGAUCCCAAGGAGGUUCUAACUAUUGGCAGAAGGUGUCAUGCUGAGGGGGUGGAGAAGAAGAAGCCUGAAGAAGUGGAGGUAACAGUCUACAUCCAUACCUGAGACCUUGGAGGAGGACAUUCCUUAUCUUGUGGGGUCUUGACAAGCCAACAUGGCGACCAUGAUAAGGAGCAAACUGUCCAAUGUGGCCACCACGGUGUCCAACAAGUCCCAGGCCAAGGUCAGUGGAAUGUUUGCCAGGAUGGGCUUCCAGGCGGCCACUGAUGAAGAAGCUGUUGGCUUUGCCCAUUGCGAUGACCUGGACAUGGAGCACCGACAAGGUCUUCAGAUGGACAUCCUGAAAACUGAGGUGUCCCCUGGUGAUGCCCCUGCAGAAGGAGAUAUCCAUUACCAAAGAGAUGGCACAGGUCCCCCUCCUUCUUCUUCUAAAGAUGAAGGACUAUGCUCUGAGCUCUCCACGGGUGGGAAGCCUAAAAUCACAUCAUGGGAAGCUGGUUGGAAUGUCACCAACGCCAUCCAGGGGAUGUUCGUGUUGGGAUUACCUUACGCAAUUCUUCACGGUGGAUAUCUGGGACUGUUCCUCAUCAUUUUUGCUGCAGUCGUGUGUUGCUACACCGGAAAGAUUCUCAUUGCCUGCCUGUACGAAGAGAAUGAAGACGGAGAGACUGUGAGAGUCAGGGACUCGUAUGUGGACAUUGCCAAUGCCUGCUGUGCACCCAGGUUUCCUAAACUUGGGGGAAGGAUUGUUAAUGUGGCUCAGAUUAUCGAACUGGUCAUGACAUGCAUCCUUUAUGUGGUGGUCAGUGGAAACUUGAUGUUCAACAGCUUUCCCACCCUACCGGUUUCUCAGAAGUCUUGGUCCAUCAUAGCCACUGCCGUGCUUCUCCCAUGUGCGUUCCUCAAAAACCUAAAGUCUGUAUCCAAGUUCAGUUUACUCUGCACCAUAGCCCACUUUGUCAUUAACGUCCUAGUCAUUGCCUAUUGUCUGUCCAGGGCCAGAGACUGGGCUUGGGACAAAGUGAAGUUUUACAUAGAUGUAAAGAAGUUCCCAAUCUCCAUAGGCAUAAUUGUCUUCAGCUACACCUCCCAGAUCUUCCUGCCCUCCUUGGAAGGGAACAUGAACAACCCCAAAGAAUUCCACUGCAUGAUGAACUGGACCCACAUCGCCGCCUGCAUUCUCAAGGGGCUUUUUGCUCUGGUGGCGUAUCUGACCUGGGCAGAUCAAACCAAGGAGGUCAUUACAGACAACUUACCCUCCACUAUCAGGGCAGUGGUCAACCUCUUCUUGGUGUCCAAAGCCUUGCUGUCUUACCCGCUGCCCUUCUUUGCUGCAGUAGAAGUCUUGGAAAGAUCUCUUUUCCAGGAAGGAGCAAGGUCUUUUUUCCCAAACUGUUACGGGGGCGAUGGGAGACUGAAGGCUUGGGGCCUGUCCCUCAGAUGUGCCCUAGUGGUGUUCACCUUGCUUAUGGCCAUCUAUGUGCCCCACUUUGCUCUGUUGAUGGGUCUCACCGGUAGCCUCACCGGGGCCGGGCUUUGCUUCUUGCUUCCCAGCCUCUUCCAUCUUAAGCUUUUGUGGAGGAAGCUUCAGUGGCACCAUGUCUUUUUCGAUGUUUCCAUUUUCGUCAUUGGUUCUAUUUGUAGCAUUUCUGGAUUUAUACAUUCACUAGAGGGUCUAAUAGAAGCCUUUAGGUACAAUAUAGAAGAUUGAUGCAAAAAAAAAAAAAAGACAAUCAAGUUUGGCAUCGGCAUCGCUAAGAAUUAUGCAUCAGUUUCUACUGACAUCCUCAUUUUGGCUAGACACAUUUAAAGCAUUCGCUACCUGAGAUGGCGCCAUUAAUACAUUGCCUCUUUUUUUGUAUUGCUGGCACAUCUGAUAGCUGAGAAAGCUACCAACAUGCUCUGAUCAUGAGUUCCGACCCCAUUUUUAUUCCCCCUUAAAAGGGUACUCUGCCCCUAAGGAUAGGGGAUAAGAUGUCUGGUCACGGGUGGUCCCACCACUGGGGGCCCCCUGCGAUCCCAGCUGCGGCACCCCAGACAUCCGGUGUACAGAGGAAAUUUCACUCCGUGCCAGAUGACUGGCGAUGCGGGGUGGAGGCUGGUGACGUCAUGGCCACACCUCGCUCGUGAUGUCACGACCACGCCUCCUCAAUGCAAGUCUAUGGGAGGGGGCAUGGUGGGCGUAACGCCCCCUCCCAUAGACUUUCAUUGAGGGGGCGUGGCCGUGACAUCACCAGCCUCCAGCGCUGCACCUGACGCUUUAAACAAACGCCGAGUGCAGCACGGACAUCGCGGGGGUCCCCAGCGGCAAGUCCCCCACGAUCAGACAUCUUAUCCCCUACCCGUUGGAUAGGGGAUAAGAUGUCUAGGGACGGGGUACCCCUUUAAGAAAAGCUAACAAAAAAAUAAUAUAUAUAUAUAUCUGUAUAUGAAUCAAAGGGAAAUGUUUUAUUUUUGUUAUAUUUAUUUCAAAGUAAUCUAAUUUGGAUAAAUUAUGGUAAAUAUAAAUAUAUAUAAGUAACAAAAAAAAGAACUUAUCACAAAGAAAGUCUAUAGUAAAGAGCAGGGACGUGCACAGACAUUUGGGGGGGGGGGGCAGGGGCUCAAGUAGAAAAAAGGGCACUUCUUAUUAUAAAAUGUUUUUAAUGUAAAAACCUUACAUUUGUUAACACAAUUUCUGAGGUAAGGGACCUCCGGCAGUCAUGUCAGCUGAAUGGGACCCACUUGACCCAACAGAGGUUCCAAUCAUUGAGAGCAUUAUAGGGCAGGUUAAUUUAGAACAGGGGCUCAAGCCCCCUUUUGAGUCUAUGUGUGCACGUCCCUGGUAAAGAGUCCCAUGUAAGAAAGGCCUGCAUGCAACGUUCUUUUUCACUGCCCAUGCGUUCAUCCAGUCUGCUAGGCACACCACGAUGGCACACUGUACCGGGGCAAACUAUUGUCAUUCUUCCAAGCUGGUUUUCACAUUUGUUAUCAUGUUGUGGCAGUUAUUCGUAAGGAGUAGAGUAUGACAAAGACUCAUGGGAGUCCACCAACCGGGCCCUAUGAAGAUGUCACUCGUGUCCUGGUUUACCAAGCACAAUCCUAAAUGUCACAGUCCACCUAUAAGAUGCAGCCGCCAAUGGCCACUGAAUGCUUUCUUCCAGUCUGGGAUUCAUCUAGAAGAGAAAAAUACACACAAGGGGGUUUGUACAGGGGUGGAAAUUCAUCAUGUGCAGUUUUUUCCAAAGUGCAAGGUUUGUUACCUGUGAGUGUGUGUGUAUGUGUGACGUAACUGUGCUCACAGACAAGUGUAUAUCCUAAAGUUCUAUUGUGGUACCUUAAUAUAUACAACAAUAAAGAGAGAUUCUCCUGA
Hyla sarda is the source of this 3584-nucleotide messenger RNA. RefSeq names its product solute carrier family 32 member 1 (gene SLC32A1). The coding region runs from base 387 to 1943 and encodes 518 amino acids. Gene Ontology annotation, cellular component: vacuolar membrane. Gene Ontology annotation, molecular function: amino acid transmembrane transporter activity. The transcript has 3 exons. Gene Ontology annotation, biological process: amino acid transmembrane transport. Lineage: Eukaryota; Metazoa; Chordata; Amphibia; Anura; Hylidae. The record is from RefSeq and is a predicted model, not a curated record.